CGCCAAAACGGGCUAACUCAGUGUUAGUCGCAGAAUUAUCGCAGCUCGCCAUGGAGACAGACACUCUGAGAAGAUUAGCGACCAAACUCGGGAUCACCUCCAGCAAGGUUUUGGGGAAAGCUGAGGAAUAUCUACGCCUGUCGCAGUUGAAGUGUUCAGGACUUGCUGCUCGAGCCACAGCGACCAGUACCGUGUUAAUAUGUCUCCAGAUUGCCGCUGCCAGUCUAAAUCACCCCAUAGAUAAAGAGUAUUUGGUCACCCUCUCAGGCCUAAACAAGAAGGCCUACCUGAGCUGUCUGAAAACAUAUGAAUGUUUGUUGGGUGUCGAUUCCAAAGUAGGUCUCAGAGAUCUUGCAGUUCAGCAUGGCUGUAUGGAGGCCAUCACUACAGCAUCCAAAAUACUGAGCAGGUACGAGUCUACUCUCCCUCAGGCCCAGCUGGAAGACCUUGAUUUGUCCAAGCCUCUAUUUAUCACGGCAGCACUGUAUAGUGCAUGCAGGUGCAUGAAGUUGAAAGUGGAAAAGAACAAGUUAAUUUCUGCUUCUGGGGUCAAGAAAGGAAUAUUUGAUCGUUUGUGUGUCCAGAUGGAAAAAAUUGGAUUACAAAUUUGUCAAGAAAAUGCAACUGUGACAAAACAGCCGGUUAAGAAACAGAAGACCCUCCUGGAAUGUAUAGAACAUAGUCCAGACGAGGAUGAAGAUGAGCUUCCUCGCAAGAAGGCGCACACAGAGUCUGCAAAUAAAGAGAGAGACUAUGAAGAGUGGAAAAGAAAAAUAUUAGAAAAUGCUAGCAAAGCCAUACAAAAGGAUUGAAAGAAUGUCAUACAGAAGACUUAACAAUGCUGGUAAUUGUAGUUCUACAUCUCGGUGUCUAUCUAGGACCCUUACGGAGAUUCAGCACGCAUAACGUGAUAGGAUUGCGACCGAACAUGUCCACAAAUGCUUGGCUUUUCAACUUACAUUUUAAUAUUUUUAGUUGCAUCUGCAAAUGGAGAAACUUCUAUUUUACAAACUGUGUAAACGUUUUUAAUGUAAACACGAACCACACUGGCUUUUAGGAAAGAACCAAGCGUUUUUGUAUAUUUUUAUUUAAUUGUAUUUUUGUAAUCCAGCCCUGCCAGAAUAAAACUAUUUCUUGAUUUUAAAAA
Messenger RNA from Pelobates fuscus (common spadefoot toad), 1147 nucleotides. RefSeq names its product origin recognition complex subunit 6 (gene ORC6). Gene Ontology annotation, biological process: DNA replication; DNA replication initiation. The transcript has 7 exons. Gene Ontology annotation, cellular component: nuclear origin of replication recognition complex. Gene Ontology annotation, molecular function: DNA binding. The coding region runs from base 51 to 812 and encodes 253 amino acids. NCBI's taxonomy places the organism in Eukaryota, Metazoa, Chordata, Amphibia, Anura, Pelobatidae. The record is from RefSeq and is a predicted model, not a curated record.